Molecule: messenger RNA, 825 nt
Organism: Pteronotus mesoamericanus
Lineage: Eukaryota; Metazoa; Chordata; Mammalia; Chiroptera; Mormoopidae
Gene: IGFBPL1
Product: insulin like growth factor binding protein like 1
Exons: 4
Coding region: 1-825 (274 amino acids)
Biological process (GO): regulation of signal transduction; regulation of cell growth
Cellular component (GO): extracellular region
Molecular function (GO): insulin-like growth factor binding
Source: RefSeq, a predicted model, not a curated record
AUGCCACGCUCAUCCGUGCUCUUCCCGCUGCUGCUUUUGCUGCUGCCGCCGCUGGCCCCAGGCCUCGGGCUACUCCGCGCGGGCGGCCGGCGCCCCGAGUGCGGUCCGUGUCGGCCAGAGCGCUGUCCAGCGCUCGUGCGCUGCCCGGCGCCAGGGAUUCCGGCGCGUGAUGAGUGCGGCUGCUGCCCGCGCUGCCUGGGCUCCGAGGGCGCGAGUUGCGGGGGGCGAGCUGGCGCGCGCUGUGGCCCCGAGCUGGUGUGCGCUAGCCGCGCCGCGGGGGCGGCGCCCGAGGGCACCGGGCUCUGCGUGUGCGCGCAGCGCGGCGCGGUCUGCGGCUCCGACGGCCGCUCUUACCCCAGCAUCUGUGCACUGCGCCUGCGCGCCCGGCACGCGCCCCACGGGCACCCAGGCCACCUGCACAAGGCAUACGACGGCCCCUGCGAAUUUGCUCCUGUGGUCAUCAUUCCACCCCGAAGCGUUCACAACGUCACUGGGGCACAGGUGUACCUGUCCUGUGAGGUGAGGGCUGCGCCGCCCCCCGUCAUCACGUGGAGGAAGGUCACACAGUCUCCUGAGGGCACCCAGGUGCUGGAGGACCUGCCCGGUGACCAUGUCAAUGUAGCUGUCCAGGUGCGAGGGGGCCCUUCUGACCACGAGGCCACAGCCUGGAUCUUGAUCAACCCUCUGAGAAAGGAAGAUGAGGGAGUGUACCAGUGCCAUUCGGCCAACGCGGUUGGGGAGGCCAAGUCUCAUGGCACAGUGACAGUUAGUGACCUGAGGAUAUACAAGGCCUUUCACUUCCCAGCUCCAGACGACCGCAUGUGA